AUGUCGGACCGUUACAACAUUCUUAGCCAGUUGGAGCACUUGCAGUCCAAGUACGUCGGCACUGGCCACAGCGACACUUCCAAGUGGGAGUGGCUGACGAAUCAGCACAGGGACACAUUGGCCUCCAUCAUGGGCCAUCCCGACAUGCUGAAUUAUGUAGCUGUUGCAGAGAAUGAGACCAAGGCCAGAGUGCGGUUCAACAUGAUGGAGAAGAUGCUGCAGCCUUGUGGCCCUCCGCCGCAGAAG
Messenger RNA from Notodromas monacha, 246 nucleotides. Lineage: Eukaryota; Metazoa; Arthropoda; Ostracoda; Podocopida; Cyprididae. The record is from the annotation of a GenBank genome assembly.